Molecule: messenger RNA, 894 nt
Organism: Penicillium daleae
Lineage: Eukaryota; Fungi; Ascomycota; Eurotiomycetes; Eurotiales; Aspergillaceae
Gene: pxr1
Product: telomerase inhibitor/ribosome biogenesis protein PXR1
Exons: 3
Coding region: 1-894 (297 amino acids)
Molecular function (GO): nucleic acid binding
Source: RefSeq, a predicted model, not a curated record
AUGGGGUUGGCGGGCCCCAAGAACAAAACCAAGAUCUCACAUGAUCCGAAUAAUACCAAAUGGGCCCGCUCCACGUCCGGCUUCGGGCACCGAAUUAUGAGCGCCCAGGGCUGGACCCCAGGCAAUCGCCUGGGAGCCAAAGAUGCUGCGCAGGCCGAUCUCUUGACCUCUGCGAGUGUCUCCCAUAUCAAGGUCACUAUCAAGGACGAUAAUCUCGGAUUGGGUGCCCGUCUCGGGCGAGAGGGCCAACCCACAGGCUUGGAUGCUUUUAAAGGUUUGCUGGGUCGACUGAACGGCAAGAGUGAUGAGGAACUUCACCGUGAGCAGCGGAAGAGAGACGAUGUUCAGUUGGCUCGUUACGUUUCCCUCAAGUUCCAGGAGGUGCGCUUCGUUCGGGGCGGGCUUCUCACCCAGGAGAAGCUCCAGCGCUUGCCAAACUCGACACCCAAGGAAGACCAGGCAAACAAGAAAUCCGAAACUGCAGCCAGCGAUAACGACUCUGCCGAAAACACCGAGUCUGCGACCGAUAAAUCAUCCAAGUCCAAGUCCAAGUCCAAAUCCUCGAAGAAGUCAUCGAAGAAGUCCCGUUCCCAAUCAGACGAGGCCGAUGGCUCGUCAUCAGCCUCUGAUAAGAAGAAGAAGAAGAAAUCCAAGAAGAGAAAGGCGGACGAGGACGACGAUGAGUCCGAGACUACGGCCAAACGACGGGCCGCAAGCCCUGAUGGCAAGCCCUCAGGCGAGUCUCUACCUCCGGUGCCUACAGUUCAGGCUCCUGUGCUAGGGGAACGCCGGCCUAUCGGCAGACAGGUGUUCCGCAGUCGACAUAUUGCACAGAAGAAGAGGGCUCUUAUGGACGACAAAUUGCUCAAUGAGAUCUUCAUGGUUAAGGCAUAG